Molecule: messenger RNA, 1622 nt
Organism: Somion occarium
Lineage: Eukaryota; Fungi; Basidiomycota; Agaricomycetes; Polyporales; Cerrenaceae
Source: the annotation of a GenBank genome assembly
CUUAAAUGAAAUGAGCGCUGUGCACUCUCCCCCGACCGUCAGGAUAAUAUGGCAGUGUCUGGUCUUGACGGCAUCCGUACUACACAAGUUACCAUCAUAAACGGAUUAAAGAUGAACAUAGCUUCACAUCCUCAUCUUCGGCCUUUUUGCCCUUCUCUUUCAUGUACUUACCCUUCACUUGGCACACUUGACGCAACUUCAACCCUUUUGCCUUUUCUUCGCGCUCAGGUAGAUUUAGGCCUGAGGCCUCGUGUGUGAUCACAGCCUUAGGCUGCAUAUGACCGUCUAAUGUCCAUCUACUUUCGCAAGCAGCUGCAGCUCCGCGAGCCUCCAUCGUCAGUCCCUUGUCCUGAUCAACCUGGUGAACAAUGCUUCAUUUCAAGUGAGGAACAUCAUACAAAACACGGUGUUCACAGACACACUACUGCCUCAUCCGAAGCGGAAACGACCUCAUUAAACGCUUCACUUACCACUGUUCCAGGAGAACCAAACCCUUCUAUAGCCGCUACAUCCUCGUCUGCCAUGGACGUUCCACCAGAUUCCGCCAUCCCGACGACAACUCCUUUCGAUCCUGAGGCGAGUACAGCAGAUCAGCCGCCAUUCAGUGCCCAACCAGGCCCGACGCCCCCCAUCAUCGCGUCGGAAACCUUUACAUCGGUCCUUCCAUCGAGCAGCGCUCCCGAUGUUGUUGCGUCUUCAUCACUUAUUCCAUCAUCGACGGAUCCGCUCAUCAUUAUCCCCCCACCCCCCUCAACGUCAGAUACUUCCAGCAGCAACACCGACACAGAAUCAAGUCCAAUCUCUUCCCCUGCUACGGCCACCCAUCAUUCCAAUGCUGCCGGGGCAAUAGCAGGCGGUGUCAUCGGGGGUCUCGCAUUCAUAGCCUUGCUCAUUGCAGGAUGGUUCUUCUGGAGAAAGAGGAAAUAUCGAAGACAUCACCUCGCACCGUCCGCCGAGUUCAUGCACCAUCAUAACCGCUAUCCAUCCGUCCCAGGCAGCAUUCACCCACAUAGCGCGACACCGCCGCUCAUGCGAGACAAUUCGUUGGAAGGCGAUGAGCCGCCUCCGGCGUUCACAAAGGGAACGUUCAAUGAUCCGAUAUUCGAGAAACUCAGUGCGGCGGCGCAACAGAGGGAGAUGUACACUUCACCAUACAGGGGUAAUCAGGAGAUCAACACACAGUCGAGAGUGUUGUCACCAGCUGCUUCGACCAGUUCCAACCCUUACAGUCGGCCGAGGACGAUGCAUCCGGUUUAAUUUAUUCUAUAUAUCCUUUCCCCCCCUUUCUCCAUGCAGGGUGCGUUCACCAGGGUAUCGAAGGCGAUGUCAUGACAGCUUACUUUGUUCAUCAUCAUUCAAAAGAUCAGGCUUCAGGUGGUUAGAUCAUGGCGGGGGGUGAUGGGGGUGACGUCCAUGCACGAUUGUCUUGGGUACCCUGGUGCGAACUCUAGCUGGACUUUCAUUUGUACAUAUAUUCAACACUUAGAUCUUCCGUAUUUGCACUUGCUUCAGCUCAGAUAAGCCAUUUCUUGAGGUAUACCGUAAAGUGAAGUACCUGCAGAUAGUUUAUAGAUCCAUGAUAAAUAGAUAGAAAGAUGACAAGUGAGGAUAUAGAGUAACAC